AGGAUCAGAUUCCUCGUCUUCGCCUAACAUGUUGCGCGUACCAAACUGCUCCCAGGUCAGCCUCCUCUUUUCGCGCGCUGCCGGUGACCACGUGUCCCGGCCUGCCAGGUCUACCAUGUGGAGCGGCAAGAUGGCGUCGCAGUGGAGAUACAUAGACGAGGCUUUAAAUGCCGGUAACGUCGACUUUGCGAGCUCCGUCAAUCCGAGCCAGAUUGGACCAUACGGUGGUGACAUAGGCGGGGAGGACAUGGACCAACAGUCCUGUUUGGAUCACGCCAUCUUGGCCAUUUUUGAGGACUCCACUGUCUUAUCAGAGGACACAGAAAACGAGACCUUGCUCUCGGCAUUGACUCAAAUGUUAGACUGUGUGGAGGAUGACGUGGGCAGUGCCCUCUCUCCUUUUGACACUCUGCCAGACACCAAGCUUCUCACCUAUCAGCCAUGUGGGUUCAGGACGAAGGAUGAAGCGCCUUUCACUGACAAACUGAGAACAAGAUCAAAAUCCCCCAGUUUGAACCGAAUAACAAAGAGCGGCGCAGGCAAAGAAGAAAAGAAGGAAGUCGUCAGACUGCUCCCAGUAUCUCGACAACAAAGUCAGACAUUGUUUCCAGCUCAAAUUAAGAAAGCAGAUAAUGACGUGGAGGUCUUCACAUCCUCUUCCCUGGUCAACCUGGUAAAACUCAUGCACCCCUACUGCCUUGAACUGCAUGUGGAGGAGGAGGAAGUGGGAAAGGAGCCACAUAACGCAGCUGGACCAUCAACUUCGUCCAGGGACAAUAUGGAGAGGAAACACACAAUAUUUUCCCAGGAAGAAGUAUGGAAGUAUGAGAAGCCCACUGGAGACAGCGAUGAAGAUAUAAAUGUUGUGUCUGAUGAUGAGACACCCCUAGGAGGGACAAAGAAGGAUGUAAACCAAGACAGUCAAGCCCUGUUAAAAAGUACUCUGCUGAAUGGCAACUCUUCCAGACAUCUGUACCCCAGGGCAAAGAAAAACGUGAGCUUUGGUCCGGUUCAAGUAGUUUCAUUUGAUCAGUCUGUGGAAUCUCCAUUUAACCUGAACAAUCUCCCCAGUGUAACCACUGCAGAUAUAUUAAACGACUUUGAAGCAGUGCAAAGUCCAGCUGAUCCACAACCUGCGGAGUUAACUACAGAAGUCCCUAACAAGGCUGAAGAACCACUACUAAAAAGGGAAAUGAAAGCCAAAUCGCUAAGCCUCCAAGAGUACAGGCAGUUGCGGCAAAAAAAGCAGCCUCUGGUGGAGAAGCAGGGGAACAACACCACCAAGUGGCCUUCCCUUUCUGAACUCCCCAAAGAACUGACACCAAUUCUCUGUUCACAUGGACAGCGACAGAACCUAUGUGGGAUCAAGUCUAAACUUCAUCACCCGGACCUUCCCAGACUCCGCACUUCCCAACCCCAAAAAACUCACAAGACAUGUCACACACCUCACCCAGUAAAGAAGAUGACACAAUUUUCUGUAAGGUGUUGUGGAUUCAAUCCUCUACAAACUGAAAACUUAUCACCUCAAAGUCCACUUCCGGACAAGCUCACUGAAAUUCCUGGUAAUGGACCUGUAAGCAAAAACAGUCUAGUAAACAAUAGAACACUGUACACAACUGAUCCCCCAAACCCUGUAUUACUCCCCUUGUCUGUUACACACACACCAGCCUCAUCCAGUCAUCACUCACCACUUUCUAAUGUUGAAUUCACAGUCCCCACAAUACCAACAUUCCCUGUUGAUAGCAAGUUAAUUGAGACAACCACACCGUGCCCCAUUAUGCUUCAAAACAAAUCUAGUUCAGAGUGCAGGAAUCCACCAAGCAUCACUGUUCCAAAGAUUUGUCAGUUAACCAGUCCAGAUGCAUCAACUUGUAAAACCAUGCCAUCACACCACAGUCAGCCAGUCAAGAAUAAGUUACCUGAGGUUCCCGCUACAUGUUCUGCUCCUGAGGUACCGCUACCAUCACAGCAGCUUGCAAAUACAGAGACAAGUACUGCAGCUGAGUCAGGGAUUGAAGCCCCUGAUCUUACAAGUUUGUUGGAACAGUUUGAGGAAAAACAAGCUAAAGAGGAUGAGCCACUUCCUGAACUUAAACACACAGACAACACUGGAAAUACUGUUGAAGAUAAAUCUGUCAAAGAUGUGCACUUAAGAAUACCAAAAUCUGCCACGACUGUGCCAGUUCUCGAGAGAAAGUUGGAAAAUGUGAAAAUCCCUGAGCCCCUUGGCACUGAAGUCGUUCUCAGCACUCAGGACACUAGUGGAAAAGUAAGAUGGAGAACUUCUCCAUCCAAGGCCAUAAAGAUCAUUGAUCCGCGUCCUUUGCCAUGCAGGAGGACAAACAAUUCAGAGAUUUCUGCAUCUCCUCACACAUGUUCUUCAGUGACUUCAGAUCAUGACUACUGUAUGCCUACGCCUACGCCCACUCCUCUCAGGAAUAUUCCUAAAACCACUUACGACGUUAAGGAGACCAUCUCCUCUGUUGAUUACAAGGAAGCUUCCAUCAAGACGUUUGACACGGCCAUCAAGGCUGCUGGUGAGAAACAGCAGUCUUCCUCGUCCACACAUGCAGAUCCAUUGUAUGGAGGCGCUCCUUCUUGUACGCCACUGACACCUCCACCUAGCCCACCAAGCAGAGGACGAGAGAAGAGAAAGUACCGAAAAAGAUCGCCUCUCUUGCACAGCUCCCGUUCCUCUUCAUCAUCCUCCAGCUCAGCAUCCUGCUCCCCAAAAAGACAAAGGUUCGAUCACACGCGUUCAGGCAGAAGGUCUUGGUCGUCAUCCCCUUCUCCCUCCGUCUCUCGUUCACCGCCUCGUCCACACAAACUGUCUUCUGCACGGUUAAGAUGCAGCAGGUCAAGAUCCCGAUCAUGGUCUCGUUCCAGGUCUAGGUCUCCGUCUCCUUUCUCACGGACUUGUCUUAACAGCAGGAGAGACGUUUACAGAGUGUCCCACAAGCUAAAGAUGGAGAAGGAAGCAAGGAUUCAGAAGCUAAAAGCUAUUGAUGAGCGCAGAGUGGUGUACAUCGGCCGCAUCCGCAGAUCCAUGACUCACGAUGAACUCAGAGAGCGCUUCUCUCAGUUUGGAGAGGUGGAGUGUGUGUCGCUGCAUUUUAGAAAUAAAGGUGACCAUUAUGGCUUUGUCACAUUCUACAACAUGGAGGAUGCUUUCACAGCCAUUGAUAAUGGAGGAAAAUUAAGAAGGCCUGAUGAGCUGCCAUUUGACAUCUGCUUUGGUGGAAGAAGACAGUUUUGUAAUUCAAAUUAUGCAGAUCUAGAUGCAAGCGAGGAUACAGAGCUGUCUCCAGUUAACAGGUUCCAGGAGCUUGACUUUGAUUCAUUACUCAAACAAGCCCAAAGAGGACUGAGGUAGCAGAGCUGCAAGAAAAGAGAACAUCAUCAACCUCAAGAGAUUUUUGCUCGCAUUUAUGAAACAAACUUUUGUAUGUUUACUUUUUUAAUGUAUCAGCGCUUUUUGUACUUUACUCGUGAUGUUUAGCACUCAUCACAGCAUGAAAUAAUGGAAAAAAAUGAAAUUGUUUGUCUCACUCUCUGUCUGCCUGUCUUUCUCUCACUCUCACUCUCUCUCUCUCUCUCUCUCUCUCUCUCUCUGUUAUAUAUAUAUAU
Messenger RNA from Nerophis lumbriciformis (worm pipefish), 3627 nucleotides. RefSeq lists its product as uncharacterized. Gene Ontology annotation, cellular component: nucleus. The record is from RefSeq and is a predicted model, not a curated record. NCBI's taxonomy places the organism in Eukaryota, Metazoa, Chordata, Actinopteri, Syngnathiformes, Syngnathidae. Gene Ontology annotation, molecular function: RNA binding; transcription factor binding. Gene Ontology annotation, biological process: positive regulation of transcription by RNA polymerase II.